Molecule: messenger RNA, 446 nt
Organism: Staurois parvus
Lineage: Eukaryota; Metazoa; Chordata; Amphibia; Anura; Ranidae
Source: the annotation of a GenBank genome assembly
AGACUGAAGGGGAGGAGCCGGUACACCUGUGCAAGACUGAAGGGGAGGAGCCGGUACACCUGUGCAAGACUGAAGGGGAGGAGCCGGUACAAAUGUGCAAGACUGAAGGGGAGGAGCCGGUGCAACUGUGCAAGACUGAAGGGGAGGAGCCGGUACACCUGUGCAAGACUGAAGGGGAGGAGCCGGUACACCUGUGCAAGACUGAAGGGGAGGAGCAGGUACACCUGUGCAAGACUGAAGGGGAAAAGCUGGUACACCUGUGCAAGACUGAAGGGGAGGAGCAGGUACACCUGUGCAAGACUGAAGGGGAGGAGCAGGUACACCUGUGCAAGACUGAAGGGGAGGAGCAGGUACACCUGCGCAAGACUGAAGGGGAGGAGUGCGGUAGGCCCGUGCACGACUGAAGGGGAGGAGUCCAGUACGCCUGUGCAAGACUGAAGGGGAGG